Molecule: messenger RNA, 6312 nt
Organism: Chelonia mydas (Green sea turtle)
Lineage: Eukaryota; Metazoa; Chordata; Testudines; Cheloniidae
Product: zinc finger protein 501
Exons: 4
Coding region: 1819-3378 (519 amino acids)
Biological process (GO): negative regulation of transcription by RNA polymerase II
Molecular function (GO): DNA-binding transcription repressor activity, RNA polymerase II-specific
Source: RefSeq, a predicted model, not a curated record
CCAUCUCUGCAGCCAGGACCCCCCCGGGGCGGAUGGGGGGGCGCUGUUGAGCCCCCCCCUUUGGUUUGGCCACGUGUCUCUCCAGCAGGGAUGCAAAUCUCCCCGCUUGUCAGUGCGGGGUGUAAAAUCCAGGCAGGUGUCUCCCCUUUCGCUCCAGGGACAGACCCUUCCUCUAGGCUCCGCCUCAGAUCCCCCCCCCCCCCCCGUUUUCUCUUCAAUUCUCCAAGGUCCAUUUAAAAUCUCCUCGGAGGUGGGAUAUUUCCCCACCCGUUGGCCCGGCUGCAAAUUGUCCUUUGUUAGGUGGGAAACUGAGUCAUUCCCCAAACGGGAAGGGGGUUAGCGGGGGCAGCUCGCAGAGUCCCGAGACGCGGCCGCCUCUGGGGUGGCCGUUCUGUACCAGCAACAAGGCCUGGAAGGGCACAGGAGGAGAAAGUGUCCCCAGUGGAGACUGCCCAGCUCCAGGUCGCACAACCCCAGAUACUGCCCCCCCCACCCCACCCCCACGCACACACCCCCACACUACGUGCAAAGCAGCUCCCCCCAGCUGCCAGUCACCUGCACACCCCUGCUGUGGCCCCCCUCCAUUGCCAGGGAGCCUUCCUGCUCCAUACCACCCUCACGUACCCUCUUAAAGCAGCUCCCCAAAGGGCUCCCUGCUGCCCAUGUGACUGGUGGUGCACUAUGACUGUCUAUUUAUUGAACUUCUGUGGACAGUCCUGUCAAAUUGUCCCAAUGUUCUCACAUAUUUAAUAUGGAUAUAAAAUCCCUUCAGAUCUUCAUUGUGUUUUAUCAUAUUAUCAAAUAUUUCUUUUUUGCCCAUUUCCUCCCCAAUUCUCAGAGAUUAAUAUAAAAUAUCCUGUGUGCAGUGCUGUAGUAGCCAUGGUGGUCCCAGUAUAUUGGAGGUUGUCCCCUUGAUUUGUAUACAAAUGUUUGGUGUUCUUCUCCAUCUCGUUCCUUAGGAAUCCUAACGUGGUGUUAGCUUUUUUUGGCAGCAGCUGUGCGUUGAGCAGAAUUUUGUUAUUGGAUUAAUUUUUUAAAUCUUUUGACAGCCCUAAUAUUUAUAGAACCCUUAUCUUUUGUCACUUACUUGGCGUAACUCAUUUUGUGACUUAAACUUUCUGAUUUUGUCCCCACAUGCUUGUGCUAUGCUCUUUUGUACUCAUCCAUAGCAAUUUAUCUGUGAUUUCACUUGUUUAGGAUUCCUUUUUAUUUUCUGGUCAUUAAAGAGCUCCUGAUAGAGCCAUAUUGCCCGCUUACUAUUCUUUCUAUCUUUCCUUCACUUUAUGAUAAUUUGCCAUUCCUCCUUUAAUAUUGUCUCACAGAAACUGUCAGCUCUCCUGGACUCUAAUUUUCACCUCAGAUCUUAUUCCCAUGGGACCUCACCUACCAGUUUUCCAAGUGUGUUGAAGUCUGCCUUUUUGAAGUCUGUUAUCCUUAUUUUGCUACUCAUAGAAUUUUUGCCAUUCAUACAAUCAUGAAAUCUAUCAUUUCAUGAUCACUUUUGCCAGUAUUGCUUUCCACCUUCCAUUUCCUAACUAAUUCCUUCUUGUUAGUCAGAAUCAGGUGUAAAAUGGCCAUCCUCUGGUUACUACUUCCAUCUUCUGAAAGAAACAGGUGUCCCCAAUACAUUCCAAGAACUUAUUGGACACUUUGUGUUUGGUUGAAUUCUUUUUCUAACACAUGCCCUCCCCUGCUCUUCCCCUGCCCUGUUACUAAGUAUCCUUUGAAUUUUUCUGUUAUUUACCUGGGUCUAGGACAUCAGUGUGCAGGGAAAGAGCCUGGGGGGAAUUGUGAUGUGAAAUUAUUUCCUGUUCUGACAUGACUUCUAUCGCCCUUUUUGCCAUAACAGGCUGCAGCGUAACAUUCAUGUUUUGCUCCCAGAUCAUUCCAUCCUUCCAGGGAAGGGAAAUGGCUGCAGUGGAGCCAGCUGAGGGAUCAGUGACCUUCGAGGAGGUGGCUGUGUAUUUCACCAAGGAAGAGUGGGCUCUGCUUUAUCCCGCUCAGAGAGCCCUCUACAGAGACGUUAUGCAGGAGAACUUUGAGAAUGUGACCUCGCUGGGGUUUCCAGUUUCCAAACCUGAUGUAAUCUCCCAACUGGAUCGAGGGGAAGAGCCAUGGGCCUCAGAUCUCCAGGGAUCAGGGGAAAGAGAGAUCCUGAGCAGCUUCUGCACAGGUGAUGGGAUGGUGAGUGAGACCAUGAAGCAGAAUCCUCAGCAGGAAGAUGAUGAGCAAGUGGAGCCACCUGGGGCGUUAUUGCAAAGAUGCAAAGGGAUUGUGUCCAGGAGUUGUGAGCAGGGAAAAGCCUGUGAAAGUCAGCACAUUCCAGAGAAGUGGCAGGGAAACCAGCCAAUGCAGAAAUUUGGUAAAUCUGUUAAUUAUCAGGAAACUCACAAAGGCCUCAAGGAAACCACAGCCCAGCAGAGAAUCCCCACGGGAGAAAAAAAUAACACAUGCACUGAGUGUGGGGAAAAGUUCAGUAGGCACUCACGCUUUAUUAGCCAUCAGAGAAUCCAUACUCAAGAGCAACCCUAUGCAUACUGUGAGUGUGGGAAAACCUUCGCUCAGAGCUCAGCCCUUAUUAAACAUCACAAAGUCCACACAGGGGAGAAACCCUAUGAAUGCUGUGAGUGUGGGAAAAUCUUCACUCGGAGCUCAACCCUCAUUGCACAUCAGAGAAUCCACACAGGGGAGAAACCCUAUAAAUGCUGUGAAUGUGGGAAAACCUUCACUCUUAGCUCAACCCUGAUUGCACAUGAGAGAAUCCACACAAGGGAGAAACCCUAUGAAUGCUGUGAGUGUGGGAAAACCUUCACUCAGCGCUCAAACCUUAUUACACAUAAGAGGAUCCAUACAGGGGAGAAACCCUAUGAAUGUUGUGAAUGCAAGAAAACCUUCACUCAAAGGGCAUCCCUUAUUAGCCAUCAGAGAAUCCAUACGGGGGAAAAACCCUAUGAAUGCUGGGAGUGCGGGAAAACCUUCAUUGUGAUCUCAAAUCUUAUUAAACAUCAGAAAAACCACACAGGGGAGAAACCCUACGAAUGCAGUGAGUGUGGGAAAACCUUCGCUUGGAGCUCAAACCUUAGUUCACAUCAGAGAAUCCAUACAGAAGAGAAACCAUAUAAAUGUAGUGAAUGCGGGAAAACCUUCACUCAGAUCUCACACCUUAUUACACAUCAGAGAAUCCAUACGGGGGAGAAACCCUAUGAAUGCCAUGAGUGCGGGAAAACCUUCACUCGGAGUUCAAUCCUUAUUAUACAUCACAGAAUCCAUACAGGGGAGAAACCCUACGAGUGCUGUGAGUGCGGGAAAACCUUCACUCAGAGCUCAACCCUUAUUACACAUCAGAAAAUCCACACAAGAAAGAAACCCUAUGAAUGAUGACAGACAGGGUUCAGAGUAGCAGCCGUGUUAGUCUGUAUCCGCAAAAAGAACAGGAGGACUUGUGGCACCUUAGAGACUAACACAUUUAUUUCAGCAUAAGCUUUCGUGGGCUACCACUUCAUCGGAUGCAUGCAGUGGAAAAUACAGUAGGAAGAUAGAUAGAUAUAUACACACACAGAGAACGUGAAACAAUGGGUGUUAUCAUACACACUAUAAAGAGAGUGAUCAAUUAAGCUAUUACCAGCAGGAGAGAAAAAAAACCUUUUGUAGUGAUAAUCAAGAUGGGCCAUUUCCAGCAGCUGACAAGAACGUGUGCGGAAUUGGGGGGGAGGAGGAAAUAAACAUGAGGAAAUAGUUUUAGUUUGUGUAAUGAGACAUCCAGUCCCAGUCUUUAUUCAAGCCUAAUUUAAUGGUGUCCAGUUUGCAAAUUAAUUCCAGUUCAGCAGUCCAACGAGAGACUGAUCACUCUUGUUAUAAUGUGUAUAACUGUAUUUUCCACUGCAUGCAUCCGAUGAAGUGGGUUUUAGCCCAUGAAAGCUUAUGCUCAAAUAAAUGUGUUAGUCUCUAAGGUGCCACAAGUCCUCCUGUUCUUCCUAUGAAUGAUGUGAGGCAAGAAAACCUUCACUCAAGAGCUUAAACCUUAAUACACAUCAGAAAAUUCACAAAGGGGAGCACCCCUAGGAAUGCUGUGAGUAUAGGAAAACCUUUGCUCAUGGCUCACACCUUAGUGGGCAUCAAAGGAUCCACAAAGGAGAGAUCCUAUGAAUUCUCUGAGUGUGGGAAAUUCUGUCAGAGUUCAGCCCUUAUUUAUUAUCAGAGAAGGGAGAUAAAUACCAUAAAAACCUUGAUUAGGGCUGAGAAAAGAUUUUAUUUUCCUUUUGCUAAUUCCUGCAUAAUGAACUUCAAGGCAGCAUUUGUGUCAUCGUGGUCUCUCAGCUCCACCAGCUGAGUUGUCUGCUUUUCCCUUUUGCACUCACCCUUCCUUGGGGUCAAUCUCAGAAUUUUUUUCAUUUUCACCAACUCCUUUGUCCUAUGUCAUGGAAGUGUGUGUCCCUCCAACAGGACUGUCCAUCAGCCUCAGGUGGGGGAAGUGGGAGUCACUUCAACUAGGUGCAUAGAAGUUAAAUCUACCUGGGCCCUGACUGCACUAGGAUAUUCCAUGGAGUUAGAUAGCUUGAAUUAGCUAUCUUGAUGUAAAAACACAACUAUUUUUUCAAGAAAGAAAAUAGCCCAUAUAUAGUGGCCAGGGAAAUUUAGCAAAUUUCCUCAAGACCUGACAUAACUUCCGUAACUUCUCCUAGUCUAAACAUAUUUGGAGCAUCAUAUUCAUACUUUUCCUCCCACUGUAAAGUGAUUGUUAGUCACCAGGUUCCCCCACUAGGGACAAAUUGUCUCAUUCCCAGUUGUUCUCACAAUGCACUGGGUUGUGCUGAAUAGCGGUUGAGUUUUGUAUCAUUUUUCUUAUUUUAAAUAUAACAAGGAGCAGGAUUAGGGAUAGGAAAAUAUGUUUUUUCAACUUCUGUGACACCUGAAGUGGUGAGUUGGAGGGAUUCCCACGUUCAGAAUUAGCUCAACAGUAUUUCCUCUGUUUGAACCAUGUAGAAUUUAUCUUCUACACAUGCUACAACUCUACCUCUCAACGUGUCAUUUGUGUCAGUGUUCUCAGUCCUCUGCUUGGGACUCACACUUUGUUUUCUUUGAUCUUAAAACCUAGUAAUUUAGGUCUUGAAAUGAAGUUGGCAGAGACCUGGAAAGGGAAUUUGAAUGGAUCUCAAACACAGUGCCAUCAUUUGGAGUUUAAAUCCCAGUUUCCAACUGUUAGCAAAGGAGUUUUCCUACUAAGAUGGGGUGGUUUGCAGAUGGGAAGAUUGGCUGGGGUUUUGUUUUGUUCUGUUUUUGUUUUUUCAUUACAAUGAUUCUAGAACUUUUGUAAAUAAUACAACUCAACACUAAUGAGUGAAGCAGGUUUGAAUGGAUCAGAGGAGAAUCUCUUGUCUUGGUUUUGAGUCAACACAUUCAACACAUGCUCUGGAUUUCUAGUUCUAUGAAACUGGAUGUAUCAUAUCUCUCUGUGAUGUGGGUUUUUCCUCUUUUUUGAGGGCCAUUUGGUCACAUAACAGGAUAUUAAUUUGAUUCGUCAGACUGUGGCUCUGAUUUAUUGGGGACUUUGAGAAAAUGACUGUUUUAGCAAGUAGCCAUUUCUCAGUUUAUUUUUGCUUUUUCCCUGCCCCCCCGCCCUCCAUGAUGACAUGGAGAAACUUCAAGUGCAGUUCAGUCAACAGGAGAGACUACUCCAAGUUAUUGGACAUAUCACCAACUGUUUUUAAAUCUCCAGUCUGAAAUGGUGAACAACAGCGUGCCCCAAAUUAUACAACUAAUGGAAGUAACUGGAUACAGUCACAGUGCUGUUCAAUAGUUUAGGUCAAUAUUGUCUCAGAUGAUCUGGGUAGAGGAUUCCUCAGUAAGUGAUUAGGAGCUAGGCAAAAGGCUCGCAUAUGUGUUUCCCAAGGCAGUUGUGAUGCAGGGUCUUGUGACAGACUUGUUCACACCCUGCACACUAUUACAGUAAUUUUUGUAUAAGGCAUGUCUUGUGAGCUACCAUUUAAAAAUCCAUAAUUUGCUGAUCAAUAGUAUGGAAAAGUACACAUAGCAGCAUUGUAUGUAACAUAAUAAACAAGCUGAAAUCAUGGCUAAAAGUAAGUUUGGCAGAUAAAUCUGAGGAAUGGCCAAAAGCAGUUCCUCAGAGACCAAGGGCAAAUGACACCUCAGCCAAGUGUAAACAAGGCUGAUGGACCAUUACCUGCUAAGUGGCCAUUCUUUGGCAGGAAAGGGGGCCAGAGCAAAAAUACCUGCAUUUAAGGCCUUGUCUGCACUACAGAGUUUUGUCAACAAAAUUAUGCCGCUUUAAUUAAAGUGCUUUAAUUAAACUGC